Fimicolochytrium jonesii is the source of this 1127-nucleotide messenger RNA. Its product is annotated as 3-hydroxyacyl-CoA dehydrogenase. The record is from RefSeq and is a predicted model, not a curated record. NCBI's taxonomy places the organism in Eukaryota, Fungi, Chytridiomycota, Chytridiomycetes, Spizellomycetales, Powellomycetaceae. Gene Ontology annotation, molecular function: NAD+ binding; (3S)-3-hydroxyacyl-CoA dehydrogenase (NAD+) activity. The transcript has 2 exons. Gene Ontology annotation, cellular component: mitochondrion. Gene Ontology annotation, biological process: fatty acid beta-oxidation. Bases 123 to 1127 code for a protein of 334 amino acids.
CCCGGUUCCACCCGGCACACUCACACGCACGCGUUUCGAGCAUCCCCCAGGCAUAAAAGCUCCAAGCGACGACGACGGGGAUUCCCACCGCCGAACAAACAAUCCAACUCCGCAUCGCAACAAUGGCAAGCAAAGCAGCCUCAACCGUCCUCGGGCGUCUCGGUGCCGUCAACACCCCUCGUUCCACCACCUGUGCCGUCGCUGCCGUCGCAACGUCCGUCUCCCGCCAUGGCUAUGCAUCCUCCUCAGCGAACGUCAAGCCCGUCGAGCGCAUCACAGUCAUCGGUUCCGGUUUGAUGGGUGCAGGUGUCGUCCAAGUCGCCGCCCAGUCUGGUUUCAAAGUCUCCAUGGUGGAUCUCACAGACGAUUCCUUACGCAAAGGCGAGAAGAUCAUCACCUCUUCCUUGAAGCGGGUCGCCAAGAAGAAGUUCGGAGGAGACGUUGAGGGAGCCGAGGCACGAAAGUACAUCGACGACAUCAUGUCCCGUAUCACACUCUCUAAGGACUCUGGGGCCGCUGCGCGCGAUUCGCAGCUGGUCAUUGAAGCGAUCGUCGAGAACCUCAAGACGAAGCGGGCCCUUUUCAAAGCUCUGGAUGAAGCCGCGUCCGCAUCGACCAUCUUUGCGAGCCGUCAAGCACACUUUGCCGGUCUGCAUUUCUUCAACCCUGUUCCCCAGAUGAAGCUGGUAGAGGUUAUCCGCACGCCCGAGACCGUCGACGCCGUCUUUGACUCUCUUGUGGCCGUCACCAAGAAAAUGGGCAAGAUCCCCGUUGCUUGCAAGGACACCCCUGGCUUUGUCGUCAACAGGCUGCUGGUCCCAUACAUGAUGGAGUCGCUGCGAUUGGUCGAGCGGGGCGAUGCGUCUAUGCAGGAUGUGGACACCGCCAUGAAGCUUGGUGCAGGAUACCCUUUGGGACCUUUCGAAUUGAUGGACUACGUUGGUCUCGACACCAUCAAGCAUAUCACUGACGGGUGGUACCAGUCUGGAGAGGGUUUGAAGGGAGACAAGUUAAUUGCGCCUUCUGCUCUGUUGGAGAAGCACGUUAAGGCUGGCAAGCUGGGAAGGAAAUCUGGCGAGGGCUUCUACACGUAUGACGGCGUAGGUGCCGACAAGCGCAAGCACUAG